AUGGCGACCUCUGCAUAUCAUCUGAGGACUGACUACUUGAUCGAAGCCUUUGGAAUUGACAAUCCACGUCCGGAAUUCUCUUGGAGAUUGGAGGCCAGCGACCCCUCAGACAAACAUGCUGUAGUGUUCCAAAAUGCCUACCGUUUACAGGUUGCAACCCUCGACACUUUCAAGCCCACGAGUAUUGUCUGGGACAGUGAUAUCGUGCGUUCGCAGGAUCAAUCUGGUAUCGUAUACGCUGGGGGCUUGCUGCAGUCUAUCACAAAAUACUACUGGCGGGUGCAGUUAUUUGACAUGCAUGAUAUGUGUGUAGGGUGGAGUAGAGUUGCUACUUUCGAAACGGGAAUCAUGGAUGCAAGGUUGUGGAAAGCCAACUGGAUUACUGGGCCUAUCGAGGACACAGAGCAUGCAAUGUAUUUCCGAGGUUGCUUGACAAUCCCUGCUGGUGUGCUCAAGGGCAGAGCAUUUGUUUCUGCUCUGGGUUGGUAUAGAUUUUUCGUUAAUGGCACCGACCUGACUGGAAACUGCUGUGUGCCGCGCUGGACCCCUCUCACUUCUGCUGUCGAGUAUCAGGAUUACGACAUCACGCAACAUCUCAGGCCUGGGUUGAACCACUUCAGCGUUGUGGUUGGUGACGGACGUUGGAGAGGCAGUCUAGGGCUCAGGGAUACGAGAGCAAAACAUCACGACCCUGUUGCUGCAUUUGUACAGGUCAACAUCAACUUCAAAGAUGGCAAUCGGAUAGCCUACGGCAGUAGCGAAGAGUGGCUUGCCGGCACGGGAGCAAUCAUUCGCUCUGACCCAAAGCUAGGCGAGGAGCACGAUCUUCGAAUCGGCAGUGACGAGUGGCUGGGCACAGUCGCGCCUACCCCACCAGGAGUUCAGGGCUCUCGUUGGACACGAGCUUGUUUAUUACAUACCCAACAUUGGCGCAAACUCAUCGCCGAGGAAACACCACGCACAAAAGAGAUUGCAAGAAUUCGACCAAAAGGCAUCCUUCGCUCACCUUCUGGCAAGCAAAUCUUCGACUUUGGAGAAAAUAUUGCUGGCUAUGUGGUUGCAAAACUCAAAGGAAAGAGCGGCACCAAAGUAACGAUCACAUACUCAGAGUCUGUUCGUCCGGACGGAGAAUUGGAUCUGGACUACACGUUACCUAUCGACGGAAGAGCCCAACAGGAUAUAUGUAUUCUGGGUGGAAAGGAGACUGUAUUUCAGCCCUGGUUUACCCGCCACGGGUUCCGUUAUGCGGAGAUCGAUGGCUCCGAUGAUGUAAGCUUCAGCGACAUCAAGGCCUUGGUCGUGUCUACCGAUCUGACCGAGACUGGCAUGUUCACAUGUUCGGAUUGGCGUCUGGAGAGAUGGCGAGCAAACGCUUUACGCUCCAUGCGAGGCAACUUUGCAGACAUCAUCACUGAUUGUCCGACUAGAGAACGUCUUUGUUGGAUGGGUGAUCUGCAGGCCAUCUCUCCUACAUCGACCAUGUUUUUGGACACGCAGACGUAUCUCAGAAGAAUGAUGAGAAACAUCGCCAUCGAGCAGCUGCCGGAUGGCACAGUACCACCUUUCUUGCCUGGCGAGUGUGCUCAAGUCUACAAGGGCCUCUGGUGGCCGAUGUCGCUGAUCACAACUUCUGUUGGCUGGGGCGAUGCAUGUGUGUUGGUACCUUGGACAAUCUACCUAUACUACGGCGACAAAGCAGUCUUGAAACGCCAGUACGGAAGCAUGAAGAAAAAGAUGGAACAGAUGGUGAGAGAUGCCCGCAAUGGCAGAGGUGGCUAUGGCAAAUACUACAAAGGUGAACGCAACGAACACGAACCCUACAUCCUCGACAGCGAUAAGAUGUGGGGUGAAUGGUUGGAGCCGGGUAGUGGCAUGUGGGGACUGUUCAAAUCUCUCAUGAUUCCCAGUCCCAACACCGCAACAGCAUACUUCGCACACAACGCCUCCAUUCUAGCAAAAGCUGCUGAAGCUUUGGGAUACACUCAAGACGCGGAGCACUACAGACAGCUCUCUGAACGCGUUCGUGAAGCCUGGCAUGCCGCUUUUGUGUACUCUGACAACCGCAUCGGCGACGACAAACAGGACGAUUACGUGCGGGCGCUGGCCUUCAACUUGAUACCGGAAUCGUCUCGCCACGGCACAAUGGCUCGCCUCGUCGAGAUCAUAGAAGAUAGCGACUAUCACUUCGGGACCACUCUCCUCAACACGGCCAUGUUACUCGGAGUCCUCAGCGAACACGGUAGAGCAGACGUCGCUUACAAGCUGGUCCUCAACAACCAACCACGCACCUUUCUGAACCAGAUUGAAGCGGGUGCAACCACAAUUUGGGAGACCUGGACUGGGUAUGAUGAGACUGGAAAAGCUAAAGGAUCGCACAAUCACGUUGCUUCUGGAGCAUGUACGCGAUGGCUGCAAGAAGGCAUUAUAGGCAUCUCACCACUUGAGCCAGGAUAUCGAAAGAUCAGGGUCCGCCCACUGGUGGGUGGUGGACUGGAGCAUGCAGCAGGAAGUAUCGACACACCAUUUGGAACGUGCAAAUCUUCUUGGAGAGUUCUUGCAGCAACAGGCAUGAUACAACUCGGCGUGACUAUUCCCGCAGGCGCAUCAGGAGAGAUUCAUCUGGGCAAUGGAGAAAUCCACGAUGUACCCGCCGGCACCCAUUUCUUCGAAUGGCAGGGCUCCAACACAAUCCCGACUCCUGGAUCCCCAGCUCCUUCAUUCACGUCUGUUGCAACUGUGGUCCCGGACAGAGUCAAUGCGGCCAGUCCUCCCCAAAGUCCUGGUGGUACACUGAUGAUGCCUUCACCGUUCAAUCCUGCAACGCCAAAGAUGGCGACUAGUGGAGGAAGAUUGCUUCCGCCUUCUGUCAUACCGCAAGGCAUUUCGAAGCAACGCAUCGAUAGUGUAAACUCUAUGGCUGGUGUCGCCAAACCUACGAGCAAAAGUUUCGCGCUGCCUCAGAACGGAGGUGUCAUCUCUUGGCCACCAAGGGCCGCUACCUAG
This is a messenger RNA of Aureobasidium melanogenum CBS 110374, 3003 nucleotides long. RefSeq lists its product as uncharacterized. The record is from RefSeq and is a predicted model, not a curated record. The coding region runs from base 1 to 3003 and encodes 1000 amino acids. The transcript has a single exon. Gene Ontology annotation, biological process: carbohydrate metabolic process. Lineage: Eukaryota; Fungi; Ascomycota; Dothideomycetes; Dothideales; Saccotheciaceae.